UAGAAGGGAAGAUAUGGUAAUUUGUUCUGGGAAUGUCAUUUUCGAGCCCGAGACCUGAAAAACAGGCUUAAGGUUAAGAUCUGGAAUAAUGGAGGAAUACGUAGUUUUGAAGAUCUGUAUAUAAACAAGGUAUUUGCCUAAUUUAGUCAGUUGACAGAAUUUUUUUUUAUUCCACCCGGCCAUCUUUUCUGAUAUUUCCAAAUUCGAAAUUUCACACGUAGCAAAUACCCGCAGUUUCCAAAUAAACCAGCAGAAACAACCUUAGAUAGAAUUCUUGCAAUACAUGUGCAAAAUAGAGGAGUAAUUAGGGUGUUGUAUAAUGUACUUUCCUCCCUGCAUUCUCCCUCUCUUUCGACAAUCAGAUCUCAGUGGGAAGAUGAUCUAGCAUUUGAAAUAACAGAUGAUAAUUGGCAAUCCAUCCUUCAAAGAGUUCACUCUUCCUCAAUUUGUGCCAGACACAUGGCCUUCUCCAAUUCAAGGUAUUACACCGCCUUCAUUUAUCAAAGGAAAAGCUAGCAAAGAUUUAUCCAGGGGUAGAUCCCUUAUGCAACAGAUGUAAGUCAGUAACAGGGUCCCUCAUCCAUACUUUCUGGACAUGUCCAAAUCUUCAUAAUUAUUGGACAUCCAUAUUUGAUACGUUUUCUAAGAUCUUUAAAGUAAAAUGUACCCCUUCUCCUCUUACUGCAAUUUGUGGAGUCGUCCCGGACGACAUUGUCCUUUCCAGACAUUAUUCAAACGCUGUUGCUUUUGCUUCCCUAAUUGCGAGGCGACUUAUUCAUGGGUACCAAGUACGUCAUUUCCGGAAUCCCCGCCGCCAUCUUUGUGACCGACUCUGACAGUUUGUUUACACUCGUCAUGGCAGCAAACACAGCGCAUUUAAACGGGAAAGAGAGAGAGAGAGAUAUUUGUUAAAGACGGCGAUUAUUGGAUGCGAUCCCUAUUUGUUACCCCCAACUGUAUUUUGUUUAUUGAAUUCGGCUAAGUUUCUUCCCCAACUAACUUUUCCCGACAUAUAUAUUUAUCUUGUUCACAAUCCAUCUCCAUUCACCGGAGAGAGCCUGAAGGCUUUUAAGAGCACAGAUGCAUAUCAAUACGCCGUUGCCGGGUGGGUGAACGACACCAAUAUAUGGCAUGUGGAGAAGACACACCUACAUGUGAUCACAGCGAAGGUCAAUCAUUCCCAGGCUAUGAACAGCAAACCAACAUUUACAUGGAUUGUGGUGCAGGAGGACGGGACAGUGGUGAUGGCGCAUUGUACAUGCAUGGCAGUGUUAGGAGAGGUUUGUUCCCACGCAGCAGCACUUAUGUUUACAGUUGUGGCUGCUGUUGAGAAGAGAGAAAACCAGACAUGCACAGAGAAGCCAUGCACAUGGACACAGCCUAGCACUAAAAUGGCGAAGUACGAUGAGGUGUCUAACAUCUUCGCCAUUAAAGAACAAGUUCAAACCGAAGACCUGUUUCAGCACAUGAGACCAUCUGCUGCUGAUUUCAAGUUAUUCUGUGAACAACUCCACCAAAGUGAAGAACAAGAGACAAAGCCCAAGAAAAGUGCUAUCCUGUCGGUCAUUGAAGGCCAUUCCCACAGAUACACGCCAAAGACUGUACAACUGGAUCUGCCAACACCCCUUACCAGUCUGUAUCAAAGCAGCAGACUUGUACUGGAUUUACCUGCACUGCUAGAGGAGGGUGCCAAAGUCUUUGAGGAGCUGAAUCUCACACCAGAGCAGAUGGGGUUUACAAAACGAGGACACUGCCACGAAGUCUUACCUGGUAAGAUUACCAUGAAGACAUCAAUGUUGCAGCAUCAGGGCUCAUCCUCAACCCAGAGCUGCCAUGGAUUGGUGCAUCCCCAGAUGGUGUCGUGACCUGUGCUUGCCAUGAGCCUGGCAUUUUAGAAAUUAAGUGUCCUUUCCGCGCUAAAGACCGCAGUCUACUUGAAUGCACCAAAGACUCGCGGUUCUGCCUGACCAUCCCUGAGGGAGGUGUGAUGAGCCUAAAGCUGAAUCACAGCUAUAUGUAUCAAGUGCAGGCACAAAUGUGUGUCGCAGAGGUAAUGUUCUGUGAUUUUGUUGUGUGGACACCUCAAGAACGUUUUAAACAGCGCAUCAUGUUUGAUGGAGAAUUGUUUUAUGUUGCACAUUCAAAGGUGGUAAACUUCAUUAGAACAGGGAUACUACCAGAGUUGUUGGGUAAAUGGUUUACUGUGCCACGCUUCUCCCCCACUGCAACCUCUGACAAACCAUCUGAGGGACAUUAAGAAGCUGACAAUAAAUAAGCUCUUCUUGUCAGACACUGGUCUUUUGCUUUUGUCUUCAUGGUCAGGUUUUUGUUUACCCAUUAAGCUUACAUAUUCAUACACUGUAGA
This is a messenger RNA of Gymnodraco acuticeps, 2365 nucleotides long. RefSeq lists its product as uncharacterized. Gene Ontology annotation, molecular function: zinc ion binding. The coding region runs from base 1188 to 1865 and encodes 225 amino acids. The transcript is spliced from 3 exons. The record is from RefSeq and is a predicted model, not a curated record. NCBI's taxonomy places the organism in Eukaryota, Metazoa, Chordata, Actinopteri, Perciformes, Bathydraconidae.